Paramecium sonneborni is the source of this 677-nucleotide messenger RNA. The record is from the annotation of a GenBank genome assembly. NCBI's taxonomy places the organism in Eukaryota, Ciliophora, Oligohymenophorea, Peniculida, Parameciidae.
AUGAAUAAUGAAAUUUAAGAUAAAAAAUGGGAUUAUUAAAUAAAAAUUAUUUUGCUAGGUUCAUGUGGAACAGGAAAAACAAAUUUUAUAUCAAAAAUUUGCAGAAAUUAAUUUGAUAUAGAGUCUCAUUCAACAAUUGGAAUAGAAUUUGGAAUUAGAGAUGUGAUAGUUGAAUCUCAUCUAUUUCGAUUAUAAUUAUGGGACACUGCAGGCUAAGAAAAGUUUUUAAGUAUGACCUCAGGUUAUUUUAAAAAUGCCGCAGGAGUAUUUUUACUUUAUGAUAUCACAAAAAAAGACAGUUUUGAUCAGAUAUAAGUAAUGAGAUAAUAUGACUUUAGGUUUGGCUUAAAAUGUGUAAAUAGUAUUUAGAUCAAAAUUGUGUUCUGUAUUUAGUUGGAAAUAAAACUGAUUUAUAAUAUCUAAGAGAAGUAAAUCGAUCAUCAGGUCAAAGCUUUGCUUAAGUUAAUUAAUUGUUGUUUGAAGAAUGCAGUGCAGCAAGUGGAGAAAAAAUUGAAGAUAUUUUAAAAGAAAUGAUUUCCAGUAAAUUUCUAUUAAUUUGUAAUUUAGAUAUAUAUCAAAUAUUAAUGAUGAAUGAAAUUCAAGUAGAUAACCCAUAAUCGAAGUCAUCUUUAUCAAUAAAAUCAAAUUAAAAUACUUUAAACUCUUGUUGUAUCUGA